Messenger RNA from Cavia porcellus (domestic guinea pig), 1336 nucleotides. RefSeq names its product dorsal root ganglia homeobox (gene Drgx). Gene Ontology annotation, biological process: regulation of transcription by RNA polymerase II. Bases 84 to 875 code for a protein of 263 amino acids. The record is from RefSeq and is a predicted model, not a curated record. Gene Ontology annotation, molecular function: DNA-binding transcription factor activity, RNA polymerase II-specific; RNA polymerase II transcription regulatory region sequence-specific DNA binding. The transcript is spliced from 6 exons. Lineage: Eukaryota; Metazoa; Chordata; Mammalia; Rodentia; Caviidae.
CCUUUGCUUUGCAGCCCGGCCGGAGCGCCCAGCCCAGGGUCCCGCAGCCCCCUCCGGGUCCGGCCGCUGCGCCGCCGUCGGCGAUGUUUUAUUUCCACUGCCCGCCGCAGCUGGAGGGCACUGCACCGUUUGGCAACCACUCCACAGGGGACUUCGAUGAUGGCUUCCUGCGCAGAAAGCAGCGUAGGAACCGGACAACCUUCACCCUCCAGCAGCUGGAGGCUUUGGAGGCUGUCUUUGCCCAGACCCAUUACCCAGACGUCUUCACUAGGGAAGAGCUGGCCAUGAAAAUAAACCUCACAGAAGCCAGAGUGCAGGUUUGGUUCCAGAACCGAAGAGCCAAAUGGAGGAAGACAGAGAGGGGGACCUCGGACCAGGAGCCAGGGGCCAAGGAGCCCAUGGCCGAGGUGACGCCGCCGCCCGUGAGGAACAUCAGCUCACCGCCACCCGCAGACCAGGCACGGGGCAAGAAGGAGACCCUGGAGGCCCCGCAGAGCCUGGCCCGAGCCGUGGGCCCCACGGGGCCCUUUUUCCCAUCCUGCCUGCCCGGGACCCUGCUCAACACUGCCACCUACGCCCAGGCCCUGUCCCACGUGGCCUCCCUAAAAGGUGGCCCACUCUGCUCCUGCUGUGUCCCGGACCCCAUGGGACUGUCCUUCCUGCCCACCUACGGCUGCCAGAGCAACCGCACGGCCAGCGUGGCAGCUCUGCGCAUGAAGGCCCGGGAGCACUCGGAGGCCGUGUUGCAGUCUGCCAACCUCCUGCCGCCCGCCAGCAGCAGCCCCGGCCCUGCCACCAAGCCCGCUCCCCCCGACGGUGGCCAGGACAAGACAUCGUCUGUCAAGGACCAGAGCGAGGGCGAGCCGGGUGUAUGAGCCGGCAGGGCCCCGCUGCUUCCGCCCCUCCUGCCCGCUGCUUCUCCCUGCCUUGGCCCUGGGGACCCUCGACAGCAAGGACAGCCUGCAGCCAGGCUCUGUGGGGGCCCAGGAGGGGAAAUCAAGGCCGGCAACUCUCUGGGUGCUUGGAGAGUCCCUCUGGGGUCCCGCUGGUGGGCUGUGUUGUCCUGGCCUCUUAAGUGAUAGGUCACCACGGGCCAAGGUGGCACUGGAGUGGCCUCUGGUGACACCCCUUAGAGGAAGGUAGAUGGACUCACAUCACCAGCCCUCCCUUCCCUUCCCAGACAGGUGUCCUUGGCCCCUUCUGUCAGCCGGAUCUCAGGGCGUAGGCUGUCUCCCUGGUGUGCAAUGGAGCAAUCUGUCACAUUGUUCGAAAACCAUCACCAACUGUGCUUCCCUGGGCUGGGGAGAGAGCAGCAAGCCCGUUCUCCAUGGGGAGU